Triticum aestivum (bread wheat) is the source of this 2565-nucleotide messenger RNA. RefSeq names its product phosphatidylinositol 3,4,5-trisphosphate 3-phosphatase and protein-tyrosine-phosphatase PTEN2A. Gene Ontology annotation, biological process: dephosphorylation. Gene Ontology annotation, molecular function: phosphatidylinositol-3,4,5-trisphosphate 3-phosphatase activity. Gene Ontology annotation, cellular component: cytosol. The transcript is spliced from 12 exons. NCBI's taxonomy places the organism in Eukaryota, Viridiplantae, Streptophyta, Magnoliopsida, Poales, Poaceae. The record is from RefSeq and is a predicted model, not a curated record. Bases 305 to 2341 code for a protein of 678 amino acids.
AGGGAGAUAUCGGGAUCAGCUGAGCCCGGGCUCCAAAUCGCCCCUCUCAAUUAACCCCCUGUACCCACUCCAGGGUCGUCUCCUCCCGCUGCACCCCACCAAACCCGGCCGCGAUCCCCAUCUCUCUGUUUCCCACAUAGACCUCCGCCGAAGAAGCAACCGCCCUCCUCCCCCCUCCAUCAGGCAGCUCGCCGUCGUCGCCAACUCGCCAAGCCUCGAGGGAAGGAACGACACACAGAUCCGGACCUUGCUGAUGUGGCUUGUCAUUCGUUCACCUGAGAUUAAUAAACUCCGUUAGUCAAUCAUGGAACAACAACAAGUCAAGCCAUCUCUCACCCCGUCUGAUACUCCUAUGGAUAACCAGGAUUCAUCUCCACUUCCUGCCGUUACUACUGCUGAUCCUGUUCCACGUGCUCUUUCAAAUGAUUCCGCGACACAGGCUGCCUGUCCAAAUCCUGUUGCCCCUUCAUCUCCUUCCGCUCCAACUUCUGCCACCACACAAGAUGCUGCAGGACGCGAGGCACCAUCAUCCAUGUUUUCUACAUCAGGCUUAUCUUCCUGGGCGAAAAAUCUGAAAAUCCCUCAGCCUUCUUCAGGUCAAGAAUCACCAACAGGUAAAAAUACCGUUUCCCGUCUCGCUAGUGGCCUUGGAUUGCGGCUGUCUCCAAAAGAUCCACAUCAAGAUGAGAGUGCUGAAGGCAGCACAACCCCAACUACUGCACAAGCUGGUGUUUUUGGUUCCUUGACAAGAGGCAUUGUGGAUUCCUCUAAGAAUGCUGUUAAGGCAGUGCAAGUUAAGGCUCGCCACAUGGUCUCACAGAAUAAGAGACGAUAUCAGGAAGGAGGAUUUGAUUUAGACAUGACAUAUAUUACAGAGAACAUAAUUGCUAUGGGUUUUCCUGCCGGUGAUUUGAGCUCAGGAAUUUUCGGAUAUUUUGAGGGCUUUUAUCGCAACCACAUGGAGGAAGUCAUCAGGUUCUUUGAAAUGCAUCACAAGGGGAAAUAUAAGGUGUAUAACCUUUGCUCAGAAAGGCUGUACGAUGCAUCUCUUUUUGAGGGAAAGGUUGCAUGCUUUCCUUUUGACGAUCAUAAUUGUCCUCCGAUACAACUUGUCAUAUCAUUUUGCCAAAGUGCAUACUCAUGGCUGAAGGAAGACAUAGAAAAUGUGGUGGUUAUCCAUUGCAAAGCUGGGAAAGCAAGAACAGGGUUGAUGAUCUCCAGCCUUCUAGUAUACCUAAAGUUCUUUCCUACUGCGGAGGAGUCCAUUGAAUACUACAAUCAGAAAAGAUGUGUAGAUGGAAAAGGGCUUAUUCUUCCAAGCCAGAUUGUGAGUAACCCUCGGAUUAUUUUAAUUUAUUUAUAUAACAAUGCAUUAUUCUUAAUGUGCUGGAAAAAAUUACAGAGAUAUGUGAAGUACUUUGAGCGUAUUUUAAUUUACUUCAAUGGUGAAAAUCAGCCGCCUCGCAGGUGCAUGCUUAGGGGAUUUCGCCUUCAUAGGUGCCCCUAUUGGAUCAGGCCAUCAAUUACUGUGUCCAAUCACAAUGGUGUUCUUUUUUCUACGAAGAAGCAUCCAAGAACGAAAGAACUAAUGCCAGAAGAUUUCUGGUUUAGUGCACCAAGGAAGGGAAUUAUGGUUUUCGCGUUGCCUGGGGAGCCUGGAUUAGCAGAGGUAGCUGGUGAUUUCAAGAUUCAGUUUCAUGAUCGGCAAGGAGAUUUCUACUGCUGGCUAAAUACAACAAUGAUGGAGAACAGAGUGACACUGAAUCCAACUGAUUUUGAUGAUUUUGACAAGAGAAAAUUGCCGUCACCAGGAUUCCAGGUUGAGAUCGUUCUGGUAGAUUAUAGUGGUUCACAACCACCAAAACAAAAACCAGCUGAUGGAUCUGCUGAUAAGAAGUCUGAUGCUGAUUCCUCUACGAGCAGCAGUGCCAAAGACAGCAAUGCUGCACCUGUAGAGUCCAAGAAAGAAACUGGAAGUGAUGAUAAGGAUGAUGUUUUUUCUGACAAUGAAGCAGAAGAUGGAUCAUCCAAGGGCAAGAAUGAGGUCUCCAGCAGUGGUCAAGGUGGAGCAAAUGGAGCCAAAGCUUCUGAAACAAGUGUUGCACAACAGGAGCCAUCAGCUGUUGCCAGCGGAAUCGAGAAAAUAACCAUUUCGGGCGAUCAAGGAAUUGCAAGGGCAGCUGACGCUAUCUCUCUCAAAACUGAAGCUAGCAGCAAGAGCGGCUCCACCAAAGCACAACCCCCUGCUGUGGAAUCAUCCAGCUUGAGCGAGUUCAAGGCCAUCGCCGCAGACGCUUCGGUCUUCUCAUUUGGAGAUGAAGAUGACUAUGAAAGUGAAUAGGGCCCUCUGCUUUUGCAGGUGUUUGGUUUGUCAUGUGUACAUUUUCACUCUUCUAAGACCCAUGAUGGAAUGUCACUAUAAAGCAAAGCUGGAAAGAAUUGAUUUAUUUUUGUGUUUUGCGAUUAUUAUAGCCCUUUAAUCAAGGUGCAAUGUUGUACCUUGACCAGAUCUGAACUUGGACAGUAGCGACUGAGAAUGUUAUAGUCAUUUGAUUCUCCAAGCUA